This is a messenger RNA of Aphanomyces astaci, 1321 nucleotides long. RefSeq lists its product as hypothetical. Gene Ontology annotation, cellular component: nucleolus. Gene Ontology annotation, molecular function: RNA binding. Gene Ontology annotation, biological process: maturation of LSU-rRNA from tricistronic rRNA transcript (SSU-rRNA, 5.8S rRNA, LSU-rRNA). NCBI's taxonomy places the organism in Eukaryota, Oomycota, Saprolegniomycetes, Saprolegniales, Verrucalvaceae. The coding region runs from base 31 to 1272 and encodes 413 amino acids. The transcript has a single exon. The record is from RefSeq and is a predicted model, not a curated record.
UCAAAGCACUCGGGAACUCGCAACUGAAACAUGGUCAAGAAAGCUGCCGCCGCCGCUGCACCCAAGAAGACUGCUGUUACCGCGGCCAAGAAGCCUGCUGCUGCGGCUUCUGCACACAAGAAAGACGCUCCUGCUGCCGUGACCAAAAAGCAGGCAACUCCAAAGGCGGCUGCAGCUAAAAAGGCUGCGACCAAGGAGUCCGCUCCGAAGAAGGAGACUGCUGCUGUUGCCGCUAAGAAAGCGGUGGCUGCACCCAAGAAGGAAGUUGCACCCAAGAAGGAGACUGCUCCUGCUGCUGCCAAAAAAGCUGCACCUGCCAAGAAGGACACGGUGCCUGCGAAAAAAGCUGCACCUGCCAAGAAGGUAGCUGCCGCCAAAGCAGAACCCACGAAAAAGGUAGCUGCUUCCAAAAAGACAGAGACGCCGUCGGCUGUGGUGAAGGACAUCCCCAAGGCGACAGGAGCCGCAAAGGAAGUGGCCGUCGAGUCCAAAGCAGUCGAAGCCUCCGUCCCUGUGAAAAAGGCUGCUGCCGCCCCAGUCAAAAAGGCCGCUGCCACCAAGAAGGGUGGCAAGAAAAGCGUGGAGCAGCAAUUGGCCAAGUUGCAGGGAGCUGAGUGGGACUCGGACGACGAAGACGCGGCGAGCACCCCCGCGUCCAAGAAGGAACAACCGGAACUCAACUUUGAGGCCAAUGUGGACUUUGUGGAAUUGACAAAAAAGACCAAGCAAAAUCUGGCCAAGUCCAAAGGCGCGGCUGCUGCUGCCACCGAAGGCGCGGGGGCCACCCAGUCCAGCACGAUCUUCAUCGGUCGCAUCCCCCACGGGUUCUACGAAAAGCAAAUGCGUGGAUUUUUCAGCCAAUUCGGCGACAUCAAGCGCCUCAAGGUGUCGCGCAACAAAAAGUCGGGCAAGUCCAAGCACUAUGCGUUCAUCGAGUUUGAAGAAGCCGACAUCGCCCGCGUGGUCGCCGACACCAUGGACGGCUACCGUCUCUUUGACAAGAGCCUCAGCUGCAACGUGCUGCCGGUGGACAAGUGCCACGAGCGCAUGUUUAUUGGCGCGAACCGCACGUUCCGCCCGAUCCCGUACCGGAAGCUUGCCAUCCGGGAACACAAUGCGCCCAAGACGUUUGAGCAGCAAGAAGCCAACAACGCACGACUGCUCGCCAAGGAGUCGAUCAAGCGAAACAAAUUCAAGGCCCUCGGCAUCGAAUACGACUUUGAAGGGUACGCCGGCACGGCCCCCGCCAAGUCGUCGCAUGUCAAGUUUUAAACAUAGCAAAGAAUAUAAACUACUACUACUACUACUUUAUGUAUCUCGA